CCAAUCCUACUAGCUACUACCACCUGCGCUACUGUCCACUGCUUAUAUAUAGUAACAUCUAGUGAGCAAUGAAUAUGCGUUGUUCCAUUUGAUUUAACUUCUUUUUUUUCUUUUCCAUUUCCCACCUUAACACUUUGAAUGCAUGCAUACAUUCAUGGAUUUCUUCAAAUAUUUCAACAUGUUCAUCAUCAUUUUCAUUUUCUUUUCAUCUGCAACACCAAUCUUCUCAGAUUCCUCCUCCACCACUUCAAAUGACCACUUAUCAAUCCCAAACUUUCUAAAUUUAUCCAAGGAACCUCAAGUUUUUGAUUUCAUGGUUGAUAUAAGGAGAAAAAUUCAUGAGAAUCCUGAACUGAGUUAUCAAGAAUUUAAAACUAGUAAGCUUAUACGAACAAAAUUGGAUGAAUUAGGUGUCCCAUAUAAACAUCCAGUUGCAGUGACAGGUGUUAUUGGUUACAUAGGAACUGGUCUUCCUCCUUUUGUAGCUCUCAGAGCUGAUAUGGAUGCUCUUCUCAUGCAGGAAUUGGUGGAGUGGGAGCAUAAGAGUAAAGUACCUGGAAAGAUGCAUGCAUGUGGUCAUGAUGCUCACGUGGCUAUGCUUCUUGGUGCUGCUAAGAUUCUCAAGGAACAUGAAAAAGAGUUACAAGGAACUGUUGUUCUUGUUUUUCAACCAGCAGAAGAAGGAGGUGCCGGGGCUAAGAAAAUUUUAGAUGCUGGAGCCUUAGAAAAUGUCUCUGCCAUAUUUGGAUUGCAUGUCCUAAAUAACUUACCUUUAGGUGAAGUGGCUUCUAGGUCUGGUCCUAUUGCUGCAGGAAGCGGUUUCUUUGAAGCAGUAAUAAGCGGCAUGGGGGGUCAUGGAGCCAUUCCUCACCAUGCUAUCGACCCCAUUUUGGCGGCUUCCAAUGUAGUUGUUAGCUUACAACAAAUUGUUUCUCGCGAGGUUGAUCCCGUAGACUCCCAGGUUGUGACAGUAGGAAAGUUUCAAGGAGGUGGUGCAUUCAAUGUUAUUCCAGACUCUGUCACAAUUGGUGGCACCUUCCGAGCUUUUCCAAGAGAAAGCUUCACGCAUCUGAGACACCGUAUUGAGCAGGUUAUCACGGGACAAGCUGUUGUGCAUAGAUGCAACGCAACAGUCAAUUUCCUUGAAGAAGAGAAGCCUUUCAUCCCUCCAACUAUAAACAAUGGUGGCUUGCAUGACCAUUUUCAAAGUGUCGCUGGGAGGUUACUUGGUGUUGAUAAAGUUAAGGACCAGCAGCCAAUGUUGGGAUCAGAAGACUUCGCCUUCUAUCAAGCGGCUUUGCCUGGAUACAUCUUCCUCCUCGGAAUGGAGGAUGUCUCAGUUGAACGUCUUCCGUCGGGACACUCACCCUAUUACAAAGUCAACGAAGAUGCACUUCCUUAUGGUGCUGCACUUCACGCCUCGUUGGCUUCUAGGUAUCUUGUCAAGCUUCAUCAGGAGGUACCAGUAGUAGAGAGGAAAAUUCAUGAUGAAUUAUAAGCAAAUAUUAUUUAGAAAAAGGCAUAUAAUUGAUGCCACGAGGUUGGGACAUUGGGUUGGACCCAUCUGUUGUAGAUGAAUUAUCAUUUAAAUUAUAAUUCCUUAGCUCUUUGUGUUUGAAAUCUUUAAA
Medicago truncatula (barrel medic) is the source of this 1628-nucleotide messenger RNA. Its product is annotated as IAA-amino acid hydrolase ILR1-like 4. Gene Ontology annotation, cellular component: endoplasmic reticulum. Gene Ontology annotation, molecular function: IAA-Ala conjugate hydrolase activity. Lineage: Eukaryota; Viridiplantae; Streptophyta; Magnoliopsida; Fabales; Fabaceae. The record is from RefSeq and is a predicted model, not a curated record. Gene Ontology annotation, biological process: auxin metabolic process. Bases 143 to 1498 code for a protein of 451 amino acids. The transcript has 5 exons.